This is a messenger RNA of Aspergillus candidus, 1905 nucleotides long. Its product is annotated as sterol desaturase family protein. The record is from RefSeq and is a predicted model, not a curated record. Gene Ontology annotation, molecular function: C-4 methylsterol oxidase activity; iron ion binding. Gene Ontology annotation, biological process: ergosterol biosynthetic process. The transcript has a single exon. Bases 691 to 1737 code for a protein of 348 amino acids. Lineage: Eukaryota; Fungi; Ascomycota; Eurotiomycetes; Eurotiales; Aspergillaceae.
CCCGCACAUCCUACCAAUUCGGUGGAUUGAAUGGAAUUUCUGGUCGUCAAUACGGUGUUAUGUCGCUGCCUGCAGCGAGACGGGACGGAACGAUGGCCAGAUAUACUCCCUGGUCAUAAGAGACAAAUGAAUAUGAUAUCAUGGUCUUUCUAACGGUACUGGGACGGAUCGUCUCUGCAGGCGAUCAUAAUCGUGACGGUGUUAAGACGAGCCAACCCAAGGAGGGGCGACGAACAGGCAAUCUGGGGACAACAUCUGGACUAAGACGGACUAAGGGGCCCAUCCACCAGUCAUAUUGUGAACCCACAGCCGGAAACUCAGUGCGGGGCUCGUCGUGGCUUGACAUCAUGAGGCCGGUGGAUACAGCUCUCCACUGGCUGCGAUGCGGAUGGCCUCGCCCCCCAGGACCCGGACAGUGAUCUGCAGGCUAGAGACCAGACGAAACCCGACCACGACGCUGUGCCCAGAAUGAUCCAAUGAUUAUCAUCGGGAAUGAUUCAUAACGUUCCGACAAAUGGUUCUGGGGAUGGUUCACAUGGGCCGAGCGCGGGCCCAUCCGACCAGGAUAGAUAUAAACCCCUGGUCCUGGAUGCCUGUGUCACACUCGCCCCACGGGUUAAUUGUCACCAAAAUCACCACCCAGUCACCCAUCAUAACGGAGAAAGUACCAUCUAACUCCAGUCUUCCACCAUGAGCGUCCAAGGGAACCCCAAGGACUCGAUGAAGUCGACGUGGCGCCGCCAGGACCGCGGCGACUGGACCAUCUUCCACUGGUUCUACGAGCUGCUGGGCAUCCAUCCGGUCUCGUUGGAUAAAGAGGUCCCCGUCCACAGCAAAGACGAAAAGGUGCCCUACACCCCGGAGUGGCAGCUGCACCGCUGGGUGAUCGUCCAUUCCGCCAUCCCCCUGAUCCUCCACCACUUCUACACCGUCUACACCGGCCACAAUCUGAGUCCCUUCGCCGCUUUUGUCUUCUACUCGGCGGCCUUCAAGCUCAUCGCCAUCCACGAACUGCAUGCCCUGCGACGUAUUGGCCAUAAGCUCGGAUUCCUUGACGGCGAUCUCCACGAGCGGGACGGCGUGCCCGACGUGGGCGUCGCCAAGGUCGUCCACUCACUGAUCUCCACCUCCUCCAUCCGGCCCAUCUUCACCGUCCUCCUCAGCUACCGCUCUAGCCAUUCCCCCGCCGACAUGGCCUGGGGCUGGCUGCCCCUCGAGGCCGGCCUCUACGGCAUUAUCCUUGACUUCUGGUUCUACUGGUAUCACCGCCUGAUGCACGAUGUCGACGCCCUGUGGAAGUACCACCGCACCCACCACCUCACCAAGCACCCUAACCCGCUCUUGACCCUCUACGCCGACUUUGAGCAGGAGUUUUUCGACAUUGCCGGAAUCCCGCUCAUGACCUACUUUACCAUGAAGCUCAUGGGUAUGCCCAUGGGUUUCUACGAGUGGUGGGUCUGCCACCAGUACGUCGUUUUUGCCGAACUCGCCGGGCACAGUGGACUGCGCCUGCACAGUGUUCCUCCCAAUACCCUCAGCUGGGCCCUGCGCCUGUUCAACGCGGAACUGAUCAUCGAGGACCACGACCUUCACCACCGCAAGGGUUGGAAGAGCAGCGCCAACUACGGCAAGCAGACCCGUCUGUGGGAUCGGUUGUUCGGAACCUGUCGAGACCGUGUCGAAUGCACGCCAGAUAAUAUCGACUGGGAUCACAAGGUUGACAUGCCUCUUUUCUGAGAGAGUGAACGAAGUAAGCGAUGUGGACGAUGAUGGAUACAGAUUGUACAGAUGGCCUGGUCCACGGUGUGGAUGCCAGGUCAUGGAACGUGAGAUGGUAAACACAUGAUUUCCCGGCGUUAUUUUCUUUGCGUUGAAUCCGCCAGCCGGAUUUGCUGGUAGAGUAUU